Molecule: messenger RNA, 3383 nt
Organism: Centropristis striata (black sea bass)
Lineage: Eukaryota; Metazoa; Chordata; Actinopteri; Perciformes; Serranidae
Product: E3 ubiquitin-protein ligase TRIM21-like
Exons: 1
Coding region: 1125-2768 (547 amino acids)
Molecular function (GO): zinc ion binding; protein binding
Source: RefSeq, a predicted model, not a curated record
CAGAGACAAAAUACACUCACUGAAGAUUUAGUCAAAGUUUAGUUCAAACCAGAAUCCAUAACAAAGAAAAAAGUAACAGCAGAUAGACGAGGCCUGCUAAAGGCUAACUGUCUUAGCUAAAAUACACUUUGGCUUGCCAACCAUCACUUAAAAACUCUUUUAUCUCUCUUUUUGUAUUUUAAUCUGUUUUAUACUUAGCCUACUGUUGUCUGCUUUUGUAAGGUAGUACAGCUGAUAAUAAUCACUGUGUUUUAAUAAUCAGUAUGAAGUCAAACCUUCAGCUUGACUCAGACAGGAAGUUCAACUCAGGGCAAACUUCCCCUUUUCUCUGAACUUCACUGUUUCUGUUGUGACUGUUUUCAGCCUUUUCAAUAUUGAAUUGGAAUUAAAACUAUUUGAUCGACUUUAAAAAUGCAUUCACUCUAAUGGCAAAAUUAGCAAAAGGUUAUCAGUAUUUUUUAAUAUUUAACAUGUGAUGCAACAGAAAUGUGUUUGUCGAGUUUCAAAUUCAUUUCUUUCAUGAUUUAUCUAAUUUAAAUGAGGAUUUUCACAUAAAGCAGCAGGAAGUCCAGACUUCACUGCAGGAUGAUGUUAACCUUUCCUGCUCUGCUCGUCCUGACCGUAGUCGGGGCACAGGGGAGAUCUCCUCCAGGGCCGGCGUUGUCGCGGUUAACUCCCUCACAGCAGUGGAAGCAACAGGACUAGGCUUUACCUUUUGAACAGCAGCUUUAUUUUGAACCAUAAGCACCUUGGAAUACACUUUUUCCUUUCUCUUCUCUUGUUAUUCUCACACACUCACAUACAAAACUACCGCUCGCUCUCUUCUCUUCACUGAACACACAUACGCAUAUCACGUCACACUCUGCUUUCUCUCUUAAAGGGAUUCACACACCAAUCUCAUAACAAUGAGCUGUCUUAGUAAAUCAGCUGCUGAACACAUUCAGACUGAGGCCAUAAAUGAAUUAAUGAUCACAGCCGAUAUUUGCAUUGCAUCAUUUUCUUGGUAAAUUAGGCUUUUAGUGAGGUGCAAAAUGCCAAGAAUAUUCAGGGUGACAUUCCUUAUAUUCCACUAAUAUGUAAUAACAGUUGUGUUUCUUCACCCUUCUUGUCCUCAGAGUGUAGAUAUGUCUGCUGCUGCCAGCUGUCUGCUGACUGAAGAUCAGUUUCUGUGCUCCAUCUGUCUGGAUGUGUUCACUGAUCCAGUCAGCACACCAUGUGGACACAACUUCUGCAAAACCUGCAUCACUGAACACUGGGAUAAAAAUGUCCAGUGUCAGUGUCCCAACUGUAAAAAGGUUUUCUAUACCAGACCUGAGCUGCAGGUGAAUACUUUCAUCUCUGAGAUGGCUGCUCAGUUCAGACAGUCAGCUCAACAGAAAGUCAGCAGCAGCAGCUCAGAGCAGCAAGUUUCUAAACCAGGAGAAGUUCCCUGUGACGUCUGCAGUGGAACCAAACUGAAGGCCCUGAAGUCCUGCCUGGUGUGUCUGGAGUCCUACUGUGAGACUCACCUGCAGCGUCAUCUGACAGCGUCAGGCCUGAAAAGACAUCAGCUGAUCGACCCUGUGGAGAACCUGGAAGGCAGGAUGUGUCCGAAGCAUGAUAAACUGCUGGAGCUGUUCUGUAAGACCGACCAGACGUGUGUCUGCAUCCUCUGCACUCAUUCAGACCACAAGACACACGAUGUUGUUCCUCUGAAAGAAGAAUAUGAAGGAAAGAAGGCUGAGCUGGGGAAGACAGACACUGACAUUCAGCAGAUGAUCCAGAAGAGACGACUGAAGAUUGAGGAGAUCAAACACUCAGUGGAGCUCAGUAAGGAAGAUGCAGACAGAGAGACAGCAGAUGGUGUUCAGGUCUUCACCGCUCUGAAGGAGUCUGUUGAGAGAAGCCAGGCCGAGCUCAUCGACACGAUCAAAGAGAAGCAGAGAAAGACAGAGAAACAGGCUGAAGGCUUCAUCAAAGAGCUGGAACAGGAAAUCUCUGAGCUGAAGAAGAGAAGCACUGAGGUGGAGCAGCUCUCACAGUCUGAAGACCACCUCCACCUCCUCCAAAGCUUCACCUCCCUGAACGCUGCUCCACCCACCAAAGACUGGACAGAAGUCAGUGUCCGUCCAUCUUCAUAUGAGGGGACUGUGAGGAGAGCUGUGAAUCAGCUGGAGGAGACGCUCAGUAAACAGAUGAAGAAGCUGUUUGAGGCUGAGCUGAAGAGGGUCCAGCAGUCUGCAGUGGAUCUGACACUUGAUCCUGAUACAGCACAACCUGCUCUCAUCCUGUCUGAUGAUGGAAAACAAGUUAAACAUGGUGAUGUAAAGAAGAAUCUCCUAGACAACCCAGAGAGAUUUUAUUGUCCCUGUGUCUUAGCAAAGCAGAGUUUCUCUUCAGGAAGAUUUUACUACGAGGUUCAGGUUAAAGAGAAGACUAAGUGGGAUUUAGGAGUGGUCAGAGAGUCGAUCAACAGGAAGGGAGUCAUCACACUGUCACCUCAGAAUGGUUACUGGACAAUAUGGUUGAGGAAUGAAAAUGAGUAUGAUGCUUGUGCUGACCCUCCAGUCCGUCUCUCUCUGAAGUCUGGGCCUGAGAAGGUGGGGGUGUUUGUGGAUUAUGAGGAGGGUCUGGUCUCCUUUUAUGAUGUUGAUGCUGCAGCUCUUAUCUACUCCUUUACUGGCUGCUGCUUCACUGAGAAACUCUACCCAUACUUUGGUCCUUGUAAUAAUGAUGCUGGUAAAAACUCUGCCCCUCUGAUCAUCUCUCCUGUCAAUCACACUGAGUAGAACAAUUGUUUGAUUUUCUACAGAAACAUUCACUGUUAGUCAAUAAAAUAAAUGUGUACUGACUGGUGACGUAAAGUUUAAAUAUAGUUGAUUAAGCAGAUUCUGAUCAAUGUGUUUUUUCUACUUUAUUUCUUUACAUUCAGUCUGAUUUAUUUUAAUAACUGCAUUUCCUGCCUUCAAGACGGUUCAAUCAUCAGAACAAUGUACUCAUAAAUAAGAAGCUUUAAAUGUCUGGGAGCCAAAUUCAAAACUCUUUAUUGUCUGAUCAUUGUUUAUGUAAGAAGUUUUUCAUAUUGACACAAAUUACUCAAGAAAGUGAUAUGAAACCCCUUAUAUGUUAAUGGAAGCUUUUAAAAAUAAGGUGUUUCAAUGGUUUUAUUCUGUACCAUGUUAAAUUAAAGGACACAAUAGGGAUUUCUUUCUGGUGUGUUUUCAGGGGUACAUUUUAUACAUAUAUGUUCAUAAUUAAUUUAAACAUUAAUGAAAUCUGAUAAUUAACCAUUUAGCUGCAGUAGUUUUACACACCAGAGAUAAAAUGUCUCAACUGUCUGCUGUGGUAUUGUUUCUUUCAAAUUGUGUUCCCCUCUCUGUCGACUGUAAAGUUUGAACAAAAGU